GUGAACAGCUUGUUCCUCGGAUGGCCUUAUGCCUGGCACAAGGCAGCACGUGCAUCUCACGCGCACAGACAGGCACCGGCAGCGUCUGAGAAGACGAUAUGGUCGUAAGAGGGGAUGGGCAGGAAUAGGAAGAAAUAGGAGUAGCGAGAAUCCGAGAGGAUGAUUUCGAGCCCAGCCUUAAUUAUUCCAUUGAAGAGUUUUCUCCCGCCGGCGAGCACCAGCAGGAGGGCCGUGCCCUUCGCGGCGGCGGCUUCUUCCAGCAACCAACCUCAUCGCAUUGACACCGAGCAGCUGAGGACUCAACUCGACCAACUCCACGCCGAAGCCCAGAUAACCAGGUCCAAGGCAAAUAGUGCACGAUUGAGGCUUAUGCGUUUGACAGAGGCAGCUGAGAAUCUUCAAAAAAGGGCAAGUGCUGAUGUUCUUGUCGGCAAGGAAAGCAAGGCAAGGGAGCUGCUUAUACAGAAGAAGAAGCUGAUGCAAGCCUUGGAGAAAUCAAAAAGCCGCAUCGAGGUGCUUGAUAAACUUUCAGCAAAGAUCAGUGAGGUGAUUUCAUUGAAGGAAACACAGCUAAUACAACAUGUUGCCAUGCACUCUGGGGUUAGCCAAAAAGAUUCUUGUCAACAGGUUCGGUUUAUCUCCCCAAAGUAUGGUGAUGAUGAAGUUUCAAACAAAACUAAUAGCAUUUGCACAGAUUUAACUAAAUCAGGUGAGAAUAAAGUGCCCAUGACUCAGGACUGUGAAGUAAACCUCCCUGGGGAUUGUCAGCCCAAUUUUGAAGUGUGUACUGGCAUUGUCACUUCAAAUGAUGAUAACAUUAUCAGCAGUUUAAAAGACAUGUCCUCAUGUAAAGACUUUUUGGAACAUGUUGAUAGGCAACUUAGAGUAGUGGAAAUAGAUCUUGUGGAGUUUAUAAGGCUCCAAUCCUUGAAAUCAGAGAAUAGAGAGGAGCAGAUGAAUAACAAGGUGCAGGAAAUAUCAGAACUUUUGACAGAGAUACUCAGCCUCAGAGGGAGCAGGAUCACAAGCAUUAUACAAUCUAAAACAAAUGACAGCUAAGUUUCAAAUUUGGAAAAUGGAAUGAAUCGAGCUUCACAGCUUGGGUGAUAAGAAGAAUAAAUGCAAGUUACAUGGACUAGAUGUUGGAGCAGAUGAUGCCCAGGAAGGAAUCAUGUGCAAGGGCGCCAGAGAAGGAUCUCAAGGAGUAAACAACGAAGCGGUGAGGCAUUGCAUUCAGGAGAUGGAGGUCAUGGCGAAAAUUUUCGGAAUGAUUUUCGAUGCAUUGCCUGGUUGCCCUGAAGAAUUUUGGUUUUGUGUGGGGAGUCUUUUUGCUGAUGCUUAUUAGCAAAUCCUAGUAUUGGUGUUCUCUUGAGGCCCUAGUUCUAUUUUGAGCUAAGUUAAUGGAAGCCAAGUUUUGAUGGUUUUUCAGAUAUUUAUUUAUAUGUGUAUGUUAGGAGUUAGCUGGUGGGGAGAUGACUGAGAGGUUCCCUCCUUUUGUUUGGGCGUUACUAACAAAUCCUGCUUAUAUUUAUAGGCAACUAACUGUAGUGCUAGUGCCCAAGACCAUCAAGCGACAAUUCAUGAAAUUUUUAUGGUAUGUUUCUUUUGGGUUUUUGUU
Molecule: messenger RNA, 1618 nt
Organism: Elaeis guineensis (African oil palm)
Lineage: Eukaryota; Viridiplantae; Streptophyta; Magnoliopsida; Arecales; Arecaceae
Source: RefSeq, a predicted model, not a curated record